GAGUAAUUACUGAUUUCUUAGUCAAGUAUGUCUUUUGGUGGAGUUAUAUGGUCAUGUUCUGUUUUUUUCCACUUCCAAGUUUUGUCUUGGUGUGACUCUAGUUGUGGUUAUGCAUGAUACAUUGUUGUGUGUUUUAAUUAUAUUUACUAUCUGGAUAUGCUGCUUGCUGCUGAAAUUUCGUAUGCAUCUCUUUCGAAGAUUGCUACUGUUGUUUUGGAUUGGUGAGUAAUAAGAGACGAUGAAGUAAGGGAUAAUGUUUUCUGAAUGGUUCUAGUUGCUUUGGUAAGGUUCAGGGAUCUUUCCUUUAUUUUGCAGUAUAUGCUGGAUUCGUUUGAUUUGUAACCACCCACUCUAGCUGACCAUCGGUAUUUGAAUAAGUAGUUGCUGGUGGGGUUUUAUGUCUACCUUUCUGCAUUAUUUCAUCAUCUGUUACUCGCAUGAAUGCUACAAACCUGAUCAGCCAUUUGAACCAGACAAACACUAUCACGACUUAGCUACGAGACGGAAAUCAGAUACCAAUCAAGACCAUCAACUAAGUAAACAUCUUUAAGAAACACAAGGAAAAAGCACAUACGAGAACAACCAUGCUUAGUAUAAGUGGUGAAACGUCCAUCAUGGAGUUUAUUCAUAACAGGAACCAUACCAGUAACAUCUACCAGAAAUCCAAGUGUUCUCCAGAAUCAAUAAUCCAAGACUCAGAAAAAUACUUACCAGAGAGAUGGUCAUUCAGUUCAGGUUUGCCUUCAUAUAACAUGUGUACUGUACUAGUUUCUUCCACUGUUCGUCACUCAGGCCACUAACACCGAUCCUAUCAGCUUGAGUCAGUGGAGGAACACAGAGCAGACACUGCCAAACCUGGCGCAGAAACAGAGUUACUCACAACAUGAUGUGCUCGAGCAGGUCAUGCAGAGGUAGUGAGAUUCCGUCGUCCUGCACUUGUGAUUUUGUUGCACCAGGACAAGUGUUAUAAUGCAUCUAUGUGUCUAAUUAUACUUUUAAUUUAUUAAGUUUGCAUAUGUAUUAUUCGUAUUUUAACUAAAAAAUUUCAUAUUUACAUAAGUAUGUAAAUCUUGAUUAAGAAAAUUUCCAAAACCCUAUGUUUUCCGUUUUUACAAUACAAUUCUCUUUUGAAGUCUUUGAUUUUAGAAAAUUUCCAUAAUCAUCAUUCUCCUCUACUCCUCCAAAGCUUCUCAGUCUCUAUAUAAAUCAGCGUGUCAUAGUUAUAUUACUUCAAAAACUACACAAAGUUCAAUAAGAUUUAAGAAGUUAGCUGACUUAAGGAUCCAAACAAUGAGGAAGCUGGAAGAAGGCGCAACGCAAAGCGUAAGUUAUGAAGACAUCCAAGAAAAACGAAUUAGAAAAAUAUUAUGGGGCUUUGUUGCCGCAGUGCUUUUACUAUCAAUUGGGCUUAUCGUCUUCUUCACCCUUAUCAAACCGCCAGUUCCACUGUUCAUGCUUGACGACCUCUCCGUUGAUCCCGUCUCAAACUCAAGUUUGGUGGUGACUCUGUCAUCGACCAACCCAAGCUCUACGACCAACAUAUACUACAGCAAGAUGAGUGUAGGCGUACAGAUCAAAGGAAUUUUCCAGUCAGAGCCUGUUUUCUUGCAGAGCACGCUACAAACCACACAUGAACGUACCCCGUGGACAGUAAUCGUGGCAAUGAAUAAGACUAAUGGGAGCUUGGGGAUCAGCGACGGUUUGAUGAAAGACGGCGAAAUUGUUGCGCAUGUAAAUACUCUAGGCAAAUAUGGGAUCUUGAAGAAGAGUUUACUCUAUACCUGUCCUAUUUUGAACGACUUGAAAACUUCCAAACCUUGUCAAGUCACUUAGAAUCUAUGUCAACGUUUUCUUUUGCGGAUUUACUAAAAUAUAAAACGUGUAUUUGCAUGG
Messenger RNA from Raphanus sativus (radish), 1893 nucleotides. Its product is annotated as NDR1/HIN1-like protein 1. NCBI's taxonomy places the organism in Eukaryota, Viridiplantae, Streptophyta, Magnoliopsida, Brassicales, Brassicaceae. The coding region runs from base 1291 to 1833 and encodes 180 amino acids. The transcript is spliced from 2 exons. The record is from RefSeq and is a predicted model, not a curated record.